AUGGCUCUACAAACACGAAGCAGAUCACCGCAUAAAGCAUCAGAUAAGGACAUCUGGUGUAAGGUCAAAGACGGCAAGCGCCUCGUGAAGGUUGAUGCCGCCGGUACAGAUGUGCAGACAUUGAGCGAUGUGAAUGACGUGGUUCGCGUGGUGAAGUUCAUUGUGAAGCCAAAGCUGGACAACGUGCCAACCGAUGAGUUGGUGCUUUACCGGACAGAAGAUGCAAAGAACCGAUCGGAUGAGCAACUCCCGUCCAACAUGCCAAUCUCCGAGUUGGUGCAACAGUCCUUAGGUUUAUACGGUGAGCCAGUCUUCCUUGACUACGAUGCCGCGACGGCCACAUCAUCACAGGCAAAUGAGAUGUUCCAUCUGGCUGCUACUCUGAGAGGGUGGGGCAACGUUUUCGGAGCACGCCGUGCGCUGUUCACCUUGGCAGCAGAGUGCGCUGCAUAUGGUCAAAUUGGCGAGUGCAUCAAGCAUAUCCCUGUGCUCGGGCAGACUGACAGCAUUGGCUUGGACUUAUGGUUUCGCUCUGAAGAGUCCCGUGCAAGGUUGAUAGGUGCUGUGUAUAGGCAUCCUUCCGCCACUGACGAGUCCAUCCAGUUGACGCUGAAGAAGCUCAAACCACCUGAAAGCAUUGAGGCAAUACUGCCGAAUCACUAUGAGCGGGACGACGGCAGUCCUGAACAACAUGCUAGCACCGGAGCUGGGUCGACUGCACCAGCAGCUACACAGGCAGCUCAGCUGCGUGCAAAACUACACCUGCAGCGCUUGGACAAGGUAGAGGACAAGAUUUAUCAAAACAUGCACAUCAUCCCAGCAGCACUGUUAGAUGAUGGACGGAAGCUCGUAUGUGAAUGGUUGUUCUUGAGUGCCAGUCCUGUUUUUCACGUGUACUUUGAUGGUACAGACACGGCUCCGCACAUCCAAGUGAGGAUUAUGGAGAGAUCUUCAUCAUGUGAUGGUCUCGUGAACUUCACCGUGGAGGUGAACACUGGCAUGGUCGGGGCAGACACUUUCAUCUCGAAGCCUGCCAAUUCCUUUGACCUCCAAAAACCAGACAUUGGCUACCAAACCUUCGUAAAAGUGCCCGAAGCGCAGGCAGAUCAUUUCGAGCGCGCCGUCAAGUGGCGCUGCGCGUGUGUUGAAGCUGCAUGGGCAAGGAAGAGCCAAGGACAUCCGGUUAGCAUCACUGGAGAUCAUGUGUGGUGGCAGCUCUUGGAGCUUCCCGCCGAGCUGCAAGUGGCCGUAGGUGAAGCCAAAAAGGCUGCGGGCCUCGGUGCAGAAGUUGACACCGGCAUUGCAGCAGCAGUCGACUAA
Messenger RNA from Symbiodinium sp. CCMP2592, 1320 nucleotides. The record is from the annotation of a GenBank genome assembly. NCBI's taxonomy places the organism in Eukaryota, Dinophyceae, Suessiales, Symbiodiniaceae.